Neoarius graeffei (lesser salmon catfish) is the source of this 1660-nucleotide messenger RNA. It is a transcript of the gene ogg1, whose product is annotated as 8-oxoguanine DNA glycosylase. The transcript has 8 exons. Gene Ontology annotation, molecular function: damaged DNA binding; 8-oxo-7,8-dihydroguanine DNA N-glycosylase activity. Lineage: Eukaryota; Metazoa; Chordata; Actinopteri; Siluriformes; Ariidae. The record is from RefSeq and is a predicted model, not a curated record. The coding region runs from base 234 to 1421 and encodes 395 amino acids. Gene Ontology annotation, cellular component: nucleus. Gene Ontology annotation, biological process: base-excision repair, AP site formation; nucleotide-excision repair; base-excision repair.
AGUUGCACCAGGCACUUGAGGAUAGGUUGAUGGCUUGUGAAGAUAAAAUAAUUUGUAUUAAAAAAAAGUACAAACAUUGUGUUUGGGAAUGUUAUUAAAUGAAAGCCUCGCAGACUUGGCCAUCUUGGAAACUCUGAAAGCUUACAGUUGUCCGGGCUCAUUCAUUAGUUGAUUCUGUACAAGCAGACACGAUUUAGCUGACCCCAUUAACUCCACAAGUGUGGAACAGCAGGAUGUCCCAGCAUGCUUUGCUCUCGUUGGGGACCAAGGCAUGGCGCUGCUUGUCCUACCCCAAAUCUGAACUCCGCCUGGACCUGACACUGGGAUGUGGGCAAACGUUCAGAUGGCGUGAGACAGGAGAAGGCCACUGGACAGGUGUGAUGGGGGGACGAGUGUGGACGCUAACUCAGACGGAGGACACUUUAUGGUACUAUGUGUAUGGACCGUGCGUAGGUAAGGACCUGGAUCUCAUUAACGGUCGGAAAAGGAAAAUAGCGGAGAACUCCCGGGAAUCAGGGAAGAAGCUUAAAGAAGUAGCUGACGUGAAGAAGGAAGAAGAAGAAACGAGCCUUUUCAUGUUGACUUCUGAGCAGGAUGGCAAAGACGAGGAGGUACUGAGAGACUAUUUCCAGCUGCAUGUUAAACUGGAGGACUUGUAUAAAGAAUGGAGUGAUGCAGAUCCGCACUUCAGCCACACAGGCAAAAUCUUCUCAGGAGUGCGCAUGUUGCGCCAGGACCCUGUAGAGUGUCUCUUCUCGUUCAUCUGCAGCUCGAAUAAUCACAUCUCUCGGAUUCAGGGGAUGAUCGAGCGCUUGUGUAGCGCACUUGGGACGCCGAUCUGUGAGCUUGAUGGCACACACUAUCACGACUUCCCCUCCAUGGAGGCUUUAGCAGAGAGCAAUGUUGAGGCACAACUACAGCAGUUGGGUUUUGGCUACCGAGCUCGUUUCCUACAGCAAAGUGCACACUUGAUUAUGAGCUCCCAUGGUCCCAAGUGGCUCCAUACACUCCGUAACACCCCUUACCUGCAGGCCAGAGGCGCUCUCCUUACACUGCCUGGUGUUGGCCCGAAGGUGGCCGAUUGUGUGUGUUUAAUGUCACUGGACAAGUCUGAAGCCGUCCCUGUAGACACACAUGUGUGGCAGAUUGCGAGGCGCGAUUAUAGCUGUGCUACAGGAAGUAGACCAAAGACUCUGACUGAUAAAGUCUACAAAGAAAUCGGGGAUUUCUUCAGAAAGCUUUGGGGAUCCUAUGCUGGUUGGGCUCACUCUGUUUUGUUCUGUGCUGAUCUAAAGAAGUUCCAGAAGCUGAAAGAAAUCCCGACCAUAAAAGAAGAAAAGAAGCCUGCAAAGACAAAAAAAGAAAAAGAAUACGACAGAUAUAAAAAGAGAGGGACUGUGAAAAAGGAAGGAGAAGACUAAGAUAAACAGUCUGUUCUACCUCUCUUUCAAACAAAACUCUUUCACUGGACGGUUUUCUUUUGACUGGAAGAAAAACUCGGGGACGAAAUCAGGUUUUUAGCAUCACUGACUGCUUGUGCUGCAUACUGUGGAUUGAAUUUUGGUGUAUGCUAGAUUUUACCUCCCAAAGGAAACUUGAUACCUUACACAGCUAUUAUUUUAUGUGGGAAAAUGAUUGUAUAUAAAAUGAUCUGAAAACA